Molecule: messenger RNA, 751 nt
Organism: Lagenorhynchus albirostris (white-beaked dolphin)
Lineage: Eukaryota; Metazoa; Chordata; Mammalia; Artiodactyla; Delphinidae
Gene: ENSA
Product: endosulfine alpha
Exons: 4
Coding region: 132-497 (121 amino acids)
Cellular component (GO): cytoplasm
Molecular function (GO): protein phosphatase inhibitor activity
Source: RefSeq, a predicted model, not a curated record
GCCGCCAUUUUGACUGAGCAACCCUAGUGACAGGAGCUGAAGAAGCAGCGCAGGUUAUCCCGUUUCCCCUCCCCCUUCCCUUCUCCGGGUGACUUCCUGGGUCCCCUACACUCCACAGUCCCGGUCCCGCCAUGUCCCAGAAACAAGAGGACGAGAACCCUGCGGAGGAGACUGGCGAGGAGAAGCAGGACACACAGGAGAAAGAAGGUAUGCUCCCUGAGAGAGCCGAGGAGGCAAAGCUAAAGGCCAAAUAUCCAAGCCUAGGACAAAAGCCUGGAGGCUCCGACUUCCUCAUGAAGAGACUCCAGAAAGGGCAAAAGUACUUUGACUCAGGAGACUACAACAUGGCCAAAGCCAAGAUGAAGAAUAAGCAGCUGCCAAGUGCAGGACCAGACAAGAACCUGGUGACUGGUGACCACAUCCCCACCCCACAGGAUCUGCCCCAGAGAAAGUCCUCACUCGUCACCAGCAAGCUUGCGGGUGGCCAAGUUGAAUGAUGCUGCCCGGGGCUCCGCCAGAUCCUGAGACGCUGCCCCCCUGGGUCCUGUGCUGGCUCCUGCCCCUCCCUGCUUUUGCAGCCAGGGGUCAGGAGGUGGCUCGGGCGCGGGCUGGAGAGGCAGAAGCCCCUGCCCGUCGGUGUCCCAGCGCAUGGAGCCCCUUGGGCUGAGCACCAAGACCUUGAACCUUUUUUGUUUUUCCUUUUUCUCCAAAUAAUUGUUGGGAGACAUCUCAGUGAAAUCCUGGGGGUGGG